Molecule: messenger RNA, 591 nt
Organism: Phaeoacremonium minimum UCRPA7
Lineage: Eukaryota; Fungi; Ascomycota; Sordariomycetes; Togniniales; Togniniaceae
Exons: 1
Coding region: 1-591 (196 amino acids)
Source: RefSeq, a predicted model, not a curated record
AUGCCCUGCUUUACCGCCUGGAUACGCGAAGAGAUCGUGGAGAUCCCCAAGGGAUGGACAUCCUCAGACUUUCCCAUCUCUGACAGGCGCCCCCAAUGGUCCUUCCAGAUCUACGACACAACGCCACGUUCAGACGAUCCGGACCACCUUAGGACCCUAGCCGAGACGCUGCACAGGGAAACGCGGGAAGAGCGCGAGACACAAGGCCACGAGCAGCCUGAUCGCAUCGAUGUAUGGGGCAUGCCGCUCGCAGCCAAUGCGUCGGACGAGGAGAGAAUCACGAGGUGCAAGACUCACCUUCUAGCUGAAGUUGCCUCGCGAAACACCGCGGAAAGUGAUGAGUUCCAUAUCUCGCGGCUCAGUGCUAAUGAGCAGUGGCAAUGGGCCAUUCUUAUCAUCGACCGGCCCCGAGAACUCUGGAACGAAGGCGAGGGCGGCUUCCUCGCUGUGUACUGGGAUAUGCAUCCUAAUUAUCUUGAACUACUUAAACGGGAGUAUGGCGAGGACAAACAAGAGCCCCAGACAAGCGCUUUCCGGUAUACUCGUGCUGAACUGGGAAAGGUGUUGGCGAAUUUAAAGGGUGCUUUCUGA